AUGACAAGAUUGCCUAUGGGACUCAAAGUAGCUCCCAGUGUUUUUUCUAGAGCCAUGACUAUUGCUAUGUCAGGCUUAAAUUACGAAAUUUUUUUUAUUUAUUUAGACGAUUUAAUAGUAUUUGGAAAUAGUCUUGAAAAUCAUAAUAAAAGUUUAGUUAAAGUAAUGUCAAGGUAAACUAAACCCAAACAAAUGUGAAUUUUUAAAGAAAGAAAUAUUAUAUCUAGGUCAUUUAAUAUCAGCUGAUGGUAUUGCACCCGACCCAGAAAAAAUUAACGUAGUGAAACAGUAUCCGGUUCCAACAGAUGCAAACUCGGCAAAACGCUUUGUUGCAGUUGCAAACUAUUACAGAUGGACAAAAGAAUGCCAAACGGCAUUUGAAACAUUAAAACAAAAAUUAAUUAAUCCAAUCUUAUCCAGAUUU
Molecule: messenger RNA, 424 nt
Organism: Brassicogethes aeneus
Lineage: Eukaryota; Metazoa; Arthropoda; Insecta; Coleoptera; Nitidulidae
Source: the annotation of a GenBank genome assembly